AUGGUGCUUGAGCUGUGCAGUGUGAUGCUCUGGAGACAAGGCCGGGGCAGAGUCACAGCUGAGUGGCACAUCCAGCCCUUGAAUUACUACAGAUGGCGAUGCCCACGGCCUACAGAGAGAAACCAGGAGGGAAAUAGGAGGAGGAGCAGGUUCAGGGAAGUGGCGUUGCGUUUUACUGACGACGAUGCUCAGGCCGAGGCCUCAUGCGGUGGGUACCGCCUCCUCCCGCUGCCGCUGCCGGGCUGCUUGGCCUUGUUGGGUUCUCUGGGGCGGGAGGCUCAUGGCGCGUAUAUUCCUGGGCCGCAGGUGCAGGGGCUCAUACUUCUCACCCUCGUAGAAUUGGCUGAACUUCUUUUGCUGAGCCUGUUUAAUGACGGAACAGAAUAUGAUUGCGGCGUGAAGCGCGUGCGCACAGCACAGACCACAGCGCACCGUGCGCGCGCUCCGAGCUGGAGUCUGUCGCACCGCGAACAGGGUGAUCAAGUGCUCGGGGCGCAUCCUCCAGGACCAGGUUCACCGAAUACCGUUAGCGGGGCCGCUGACAGCCUGCCAGCUGCAUCCCCAAUACCUCCCUCAGGCGUCUCUUACCCACCACUUGCUUGCACUGAAAAUAAUCACUGCGAUAGUAAUAAAGAAUCCUUAAACGGCGUCUCGGUUUUUUGCAGGCGGCCGAAGGUCCCCUUCCUGGGCUCUGCACCUGCGAGUCCCCUGGCGGGCCCGGGGCUCCUGGAUCGCGCCCCUCUCCAGCCGUACUUCUCGGACGCCUUGCCCCCAUCAGCCCUGCCUCCCAGACCGUGCGACCCCGUUUGGCCUUCGCGGCCUCCCGGCCCCAACUCUGCACUGCUCCGCGCGACCCCGCCUCCGGAUCCCCGGCAGGGCUCCUGCUCUCUCCGCGCCCCGCAGCGGGGCGGGGCGGCGCAGGGGGCGGGAUUUUCUGGCACCUUCUGGGCGCCGCGAACGCUCGGAUCUCGGGCUCGGAGGCCGGAAACGUCGCUACGAAGCCGCAGGGCAUCCCGCACGGAGGCCUUUUCUUGUUCUCCGCGGAGGCCGCUCCGUCAGCGUAGACAUGGCCAAAUGGGGCCAGGGGGACCCGCGCUGGAUCGUGGAGGAGCGGGAGGACGGGACCAAUGUGAACAACUGGCACUGGUGCGGCCGGGCGGGGGCCGCGGCUUUCGGGCCUCCUCCUCCGCAGCGGCGGGCGGGAUGGUGGGGCCCCUCUGCGAGCACCGGGCUCCCCGUGCCCUGCGGGGUGGGGUGGCCAGGCCUCUCGGGCCGCGGCGCUCCCUCCGUAGGGCGGGGCCUGCACAAGUGCAGAGGAUUCUCCCCGCCCCCGCAGCCGCUCAGCGCGCUGCUGUAAAUAAGCCUCAGGACAGAGCGGGAUGCUACCAGCUUGUCCAAGGGGAAGCUCUGCGACCUCCUGGUGGGCAUCGUCGUGGAGAAUGAGACUGGACACCGUGUGAUCAGUGAGCUGAAGCAGGUAGAAGUUAUCCUUUGGAACAUCUACUCUUCUUGAGAUUCAGGCUUCAUCUCCAACGGGUUUGGGUGUGAGGAUCCCCACGGUGACACUGCACAUGACCGAACUGUUUGACCCAACUGUAGAGCAGCUGUACAGCAUCUUCGCUGUGAAAGAUAAGCUGAAAAAGGAGGGACAUUCCAAAUGUUUGAUGGGAAAAUCACUGGCGAAUAUGUAGAAUUGUUGACAAAAAGAUCGUCAUGAAAUGGAGACAUAGGAACUGGCCAGAAGAACACCAUGCGACAGUUGCACUGAAUUUUGUGCCUACUCCAGGGCAAAACGGAAUUGCAGUUGGACUGUAAAGGAGUUCCUGUUUGUAAAGAAGAGGGCAUGAAAUCCUGUUGGCAGAAGCAGCAUUUUGAAGAAAUAAAAUGUUUACUGAAGCUGACUACCCUAAAUGGUUGAAUUAGAAGAUUUUGUAAGUCUACCUCUUCUCAAUCCUUUUAAAAAAGAAAACACCCUUAAUUUAUAUUGGAUGAAAUCCAUGACCUCUUACAGAAUUCAAAACAUUGUUUGAAUCUUUACUACGAUUGGACUCUCAUUGGGUUAAAAGUAGCAAGCAAUGUGGAAAUUAGGUAUUAACCUUACCUCCCAUAGAUGCUCCUCUGGGAACAGAUUGAGCCUCUGAGUACAGAUAGUUGAAGUUUCCCACUAAAGCUUGUCCUGGCAAGCCACUCUGAGCUGUAGUUUUAGUUCAGGAAGACAAAAAAAUAAAUGGCAUGUCGAUACUUUUCCUUUAUUUCACUUCAGGGUUUUAAGGUCUGUAGCUCUUUAGGUAGCAUAGCAGCCAUGUGUUCAGAAGCAUGUUGGAGUGAGGUGCCUUGGGCCUUGUCAUCAGGCUACUCCCUGCAGUGGUUAUGCACUCCGGGCGGAGGACCGACUGGCUGCGGGGCAGCUUACGUUCUGGAUCGCCGCCAGCACUAAGGAACUAGAGUAUAAUGGAGAAAUGCUUCCCUCCCGCUCAGUGUCCUCAUUACUUUCAUCUGAGAAGACUAAAGCAAUGUUAAAUGUAAACAAAUGAAAAGUCAUCACAAUCAGUUUAAUUAAGUGCACAGAAUAGCAAUCAAUAAGUCAUGUCAAUAAAAAUAAAACAAUUA
Messenger RNA from Prionailurus viverrinus (fishing cat), 2610 nucleotides. RefSeq names its product translation initiation factor IF-2-like. NCBI's taxonomy places the organism in Eukaryota, Metazoa, Chordata, Mammalia, Carnivora, Felidae. Bases 1 to 1443 code for a protein of 480 amino acids. The record is from RefSeq and is a predicted model, not a curated record. The transcript is spliced from 8 exons.